Dendronephthya gigantea is the source of this 1885-nucleotide messenger RNA. RefSeq names its product BTB/POZ domain-containing protein 6-B-like. Gene Ontology annotation, molecular function: protein binding. Bases 26 to 1399 code for a protein of 457 amino acids. The transcript has a single exon. Gene Ontology annotation, cellular component: cytosol. NCBI's taxonomy places the organism in Eukaryota, Metazoa, Cnidaria, Anthozoa, Malacalcyonacea, Nephtheidae. The record is from RefSeq and is a predicted model, not a curated record. Gene Ontology annotation, biological process: neurogenesis.
UCUGUUUAUAGCACUUCCGCGUUUUAUGCAAAAAUACUCCAUCUGCCUUUUCACGAAUAUUCAAUUCUUUGCGAGAAUACUAUUCCAAACCAUGGCUUUAAAAUACCACGAGGAUUGGCAAUCCAGUAAGACAACGGUGAUAGAAAGAAACGAGUAUAUGUUUGAUAACGAAUUGAUGAGCGACGUAUCUUUCGUUUGUGGCGAGUCAGGUCAUCGCGUAUUUCAUGCACACAAAUAUGUUCUUGCCACAAGCAGUGCCGUGUUUUUUUCUAUGUUUUAUGGUCAUGUAGCCGAAAAAGAAUCGCCAAUUCGCAUCAACGACACAGAAGAAAAAAGCUUCGAAGAGUUUUUGCGUUUCUUGUACGUCGAAGAUUGUGAAGUUACCGCUGGAAACGCGAUAGGAAUCAUGUAUUUGGCAAAGAAAUAUUUCAUCUCGUCUUUGGCUAAGAAAUGUAGCAAGGUCUUGGAGGAGAACAUUGAGCCUGAUAAUGUUUUUGCUGUGCUGGAACAGGCAGUAAAAUUCGAGCAAAACGAGCUAGAAGCGAAGUGUUGGAAUAUUAUUGAGACGAAGACUCAGGAAUGCAUAACCUCGGAAGCGUUCUGUAAUAUCAGAACCCGAACACUGAAAACUUUGUUAGAAAAAAGGAAGUUCGAGAUAGCUGAAGUGCAAUUGUUCAAAGCAGUUUUAAAAUGGGUCGACAGCGAAUGUGCAAGACAGGGUAUAAACACCAAAGAAGACAAAACAGCAAGAAAAAGAAUCUUGGGGGAUAUUCGAUACGAAAUUCGUUUCCUGGAUAUGUCAGAACACGAUUUUGCAGAAUAUGUUUCCACAUCCGAGAUACUGACAGAGAAAGAACGUCUUUCAAUUUUCCAUAAAUUCAACGGAUUAGAUGUAUCCGAUUUCAAAUGGCCCGAGCGCGAGGUGAAACAGCACGAGGUGAAACAGGUACGUAUAGUCGGUUUAUGCAGAUUUGACAAUGCAUCAGGUUCUUGGGGCUACAACGGGAAUAAAUCCGAUGCUCUUACCCUGUCUGUCAACAAAGCAGUCCUAUUUCACGGUGUUCGCUUGUUUGGUAACUCUGGUGGGGGGCAAUACGAAGUCAAGUUCACGAUCAAAAACGAGAAUAUUACAGGGACCUACACUUCGGAACAGAAUGACGAAAAAAUUUGGGGUUAUGACGUCAUGUUGUCCCAAGCAAUAUCUCUACUGGCAAAAGAAGAGUUCACAAUAGUUGCGACAAUAAAAGGGCCAACGUCUUCAUAUGGCGAGCAAGGAAAAUCUCAAGUGGCAGUCGAUGACAUUGUCAUAACUUUCAAGGAUGCACCUCCUGGUUGUAGUCCAAAUGGUACAGGCCAAGAACGUGGCCAAUUUCACAAAAUCUACCUUUCAGAGCUGUAGGGUGAGGGAUAAAUGGCACCCCAAUAGUCGCCUCAAAAUAUCUUCUGUUCUAUAAAAGACAGGAAUUAUUUUUAAGUUGUUUAGUUGGGGUGAUUUUACAUAUUUGAAUACCAAAGUCGGGGACAGUACCAAUACUAAUCAAUAAUAUUGAUGGUAUUUUAAUGAUUAUCAAUGAAAUUCAAUGAUAACUUUAUGAAAUCCAUCUUGUGAUUUGACAAAUAUAGAAAAUAAAUCGCUGAUAUGAUUUAAUUACAAAGCCUAGUUCCGGAUGAGAACCAGAUUUGUGAAAUCAGCUACGAUCAUAAUUAUAAGACAACUCGCAUUUCCAGAAAGAAAUAGAAAGCAGCCCAUCAUGAACCAGGUACCAGCUCUCGCAUCUAAGGAAUAUAGCACAUACAUUCCUAGACAUUGGUUAAGCGGUCAGGAUUUUAGAUUUUACGGUCUACAAAUCUUUUCUAAAUGUCGUUUCCAACAAAACAAAUGCUU